AUGAUGGGAACAUCUCCGUUAAUCAUUGUGGCGUUCCAAACACAGCAAGUCCAUUGUGUACGUGAUCAAAAUGGUGCAAUAACAGAAGGGGGUCAGGAUACAAUCCAUACUGUAUACUAUGCAUGGGCUAUGCGACAAGUAGAUCCAGAAGAACUUGGAGGCGGUGCAAUCUACCCAAUAUGGAAGCUAAUGGAAAUGCAACAGCUUGGAGUCAAAUCCCUCAUCUAG
Dovyalis caffra is the source of this 228-nucleotide messenger RNA. NCBI's taxonomy places the organism in Eukaryota, Viridiplantae, Streptophyta, Magnoliopsida, Malpighiales, Salicaceae. The record is from the annotation of a GenBank genome assembly.